Messenger RNA from Penicillium brevicompactum, 972 nucleotides. RefSeq lists its product as uncharacterized. Gene Ontology annotation, molecular function: ATP binding; protein serine/threonine kinase activity. Gene Ontology annotation, biological process: intracellular signal transduction; protein phosphorylation. The transcript is spliced from 5 exons. The record is from RefSeq and is a predicted model, not a curated record. NCBI's taxonomy places the organism in Eukaryota, Fungi, Ascomycota, Eurotiomycetes, Eurotiales, Aspergillaceae. Gene Ontology annotation, cellular component: cytoplasm; nucleus. The coding region runs from base 1 to 972 and encodes 323 amino acids.
AUGUACUCUGUCAUCAGUCCGAAUCUAUCUCGUACCAGAACAUCUUGGGCACGAGCAAUAUCGUCUGUGACUCCGGGGCAUGUUCUUCAAGGCGCCUGUUGGAACUAUUCAUACGUGAAACCCGUCAAAGGAUAUCCCACACACACCGCCGACAUCUUCAAGGCUCAGGUCGUUCCCCGGGAGAAAGCCUGCGUUGACUGGAAGGCUCCCGAAUGGGCGGUGAUCAAAAAGGUGUCCACCUAUGAGCAUAUAGCUAGGAACCUACAACGCGAGGUUAAGACCUAUGGCCUUCCCGAGGUCGCCUCGGCCGAGUGCUUUCGGAAAAUGUAUGAGAAAAUCGACGAUAGCACCAUCGCUUUAGAAUGGUUGGACACUACGCUCGCAGAGAUGAAAUAUCGACCUGAGAUGAGGGUCUAUUCUGUCAUCACGGCUGUUCUAAAGGCAGCAUUCACAAGUUGUGUCAUCCUGGAGGACCAACAGCAUGUGAACACAGACUUUAAGCCCGCUAAUAUCUUGCUUUCUCAUAUCGACACUGACCAGAUUAUCGCCAAAGUUGGGGACUUAAGACUCGUUGUCCCAGUCGGUAAACUGUUUAACGCCCAACCAUUUGCUAUGCGUGCCCCUGAAGUCUUCCUAGGCGAGCCAUGCACUGAGCCAUCGCAGGUUUGGGCUGUGGCCGCGAUGCUCCUCUGCUGGAUCAAACCAGGUGUGUUGGGCAAUAUCUCUCCUGGAAUGGUAAAGAGUGACGCUCGUCGAGUUGCAGUCAGUAGUGCUCAAACUUUCAGCCAAAAGGUGCCAGCGUUUCAAGCAAUCUCACCAUUUGAUGAGAAGACCAACAAAGUGGACAUGCCGCAGGAGUUAAGGGAUCUGCUCCGUUUCAUUCUGGAGCCUGAUCCAACUAAAAGGCCCUCCGCCUCAGCUGUGCUUGCAUCGAAGGAAUUUCGAGAUUUUGAACAAUACGUGAGCGUAUAG